Molecule: messenger RNA, 385 nt
Organism: Chiloscyllium plagiosum (whitespotted bambooshark)
Lineage: Eukaryota; Metazoa; Chordata; Chondrichthyes; Orectolobiformes; Hemiscylliidae
Source: RefSeq, a predicted model, not a curated record
AUGCUGCCGGACUGGGGGUUUGCCGAGUGUUACGGAGAGGGCGGGGAAGGGAUUCAAACCGGCUCUCAUUCCUCCUUGCGUUUCCCCACAGGGAUCACAGAAGAGUACAGGCCUCCGUUCUAUGACGUGGUGCCCACUGACCCCAGUUUCGAGGACAUGAGGAAAGUUGUCUGCACCGACCAGUACAGACCCAGUGUUCCCAACAGGUGGCUCUCCGAUCCGAUUCUCUUCUCCCUGGCCAAGCUGAUGAAGGAGUCGUGGUACCAGAACCCAACAGCUCGGCUGACUGCUCUCCGCAUUAAGAAGACCCUGAGCUCCCUGGCCAAUUCAGGCAACUUGUUGCACAAACUCAAAACAGACAGCUAGCUCUUCUUAACUCAGUCCC